Salmo salar (Atlantic salmon) is the source of this 2894-nucleotide messenger RNA. It is a transcript of the gene rpap3, whose product is annotated as RNA polymerase II-associated protein 3. The record is from RefSeq and is a predicted model, not a curated record. Gene Ontology annotation, molecular function: protein binding. Gene Ontology annotation, cellular component: protein folding chaperone complex. NCBI's taxonomy places the organism in Eukaryota, Metazoa, Chordata, Actinopteri, Salmoniformes, Salmonidae.
ACAUUUAUUGGAUGCCAACCGCCGUUAAACCUCGUCGUCGAAGAAGAAGACAUGCUGUCAUGGCGCCGAACACAAACAGAAAACGACAGUAUGGCGAUAGUUUGUAGCUAACAUUAAAUGCUAGUAAGCCUCGUUUAAACUUAAACUGAUAAAUUACAAUCGAUUUGGGACGCAAGGGACAGGUAGGCAUGUCUGAAAACAAAGCCAUUGAACUCCAACUGCAAAUGCGACAAAAUGCAGAGGACCUGCAUAACUUCAUGAAAGAUCUUGACAGCUGGGAAACUGACAUAAAGAGGAAGGAUGAGCAACUAAGAACUGGGAGCGUUGGCGUGUCUCAAAAAAGCCUCCCACCAGUGCGAAACAAGGACUACAAAAAGAAGAGAGAGAAAAAGAAGGCAUCAGACAACAAUGCAAAGACUGAACCAAAACAAGCACGCAGGAUAAAGUCUCAUGACGAUCAGUCAUGGGACAAAUUUGAUGUGGACAAGGUAUUGGAGUCCAUGGAUAAAGAGGACAGUGCUGAGUCCAAUGACUCUGAGUCUGAGGAUUCUGGGGUUCCUGCUACUGACCAAGACAAGGCGCUUGCUGAGAAGGAGAAAGGUAGUCAGCUGUUCAAAGAAGGGAAGUAUGAUGAUGCCAUUGAGUGUUACACCAGAGGCAUGGGCGCAGACCCUUAUAACCCCGUUCUGCCAACAAACCGAGCUGCCUGCUUCUUCAGACUCAAGAAGUUUGCUGUUGCCGAGUCUGACUGCAACUUGUCCAUUGCUCUGGACAGUAACUACUUCAAAGCAUUUGCACAAAGAGGAGCGUCUCGAUUCGCCCUGCAAAAUUAUGAAUCUGCCCUAGAAGAUUAUGUAAUGGUUCUCAAGCUGGAUCCUGGGAACCUGGAGGCACAGAAUGAAGUGAUGAAAUGCAAAGAGGUCAUUGCUAAACUGGGUGGAAAGGCAGAAAGCCCAGAGGCUGCAGUGGUGACACCACCUGUGGUGGACGUCAUGCAACAGCAACUCAUGGAGGAACAGCAGAGGAGACAGGAGGCGGUGGUGCAGAAAGACAGGGGGAAUGCAUAUUUCAAAGAGGGGAAGUAUGAGGCAGCAGUAGAGUACUACACCAAGGGCAUGGAAGCGGACAGCACCAACAUCCUCCUGCCUGCCAACCGGGCCAUGGCUUACUUAAAGCUGCAGAGAUAUAAAGAGGCUGAGGAGGACUGCAGUAAAGCAAUAGCCCUGGAUGGCACCUAUUCAAAGGCCUUUGCCCGCAGAGGGACAGCCAGGGCUGCUCUGGGACUGCUCAAACAAGCUAAAGAAGAUUUUGAGGAGGUCCUGAAGCUGGAACCAGGAAACAAGCAGGCAUUUCAUGAAAUUAAGAAGAUUGCAAUUGACAUGGGCACCAGUGGGCUGCUGGCAACAGAAGAGCAUGCACAGCGGAGAACAGUACAGCCAGUUAACAAACCACCUCACCUGCAGUCAACCAAGCCAUUGAGGAGCGUUGACAUUGAAGAGGUUUGUGGAAAGAUCCUGGUCCAGGAGGAGUCCUCGGCUGUGUUGACUUCAACCACAGCCCCCCGUGUUAGGCCCCAGAAGACCACCUCCAUCGCAGACACUGUGAGAGAGGGUCAGGCCUCGCCUCCCUCUACCUCCCCCAGAACUAAGAUCCUGAAGAUUGAAGAAAUAUCAAACGUCCCCUCGCAUUCCCCUGUCAAAGGGCAUGAGGGGUAUGCUGUGAGAGCACAGACACAGAAGCACAGGGAGGCAACUGUCAGUGAACCAACAGAACCGCCUGCUACACCCUCAACUGAGGUCAUACCUCCUGCCCCCACCAACAGCUUCCAGCUAGAGGCAGACCUAAGGAAGAUUGGAAAUGGCCCUGAAGUCAUCUACAAGUAUUUGAAGCAAAUCCAGCCUCAGGCUUACGCAAAGAUCUUCCAGAGCUCUCUUGAACCAGACAUGCUCAAUCAGAUUCUAAGGACGUUACAAGGCUUCUACAUCAAGAAGGAAGAGCCACCUGUCAUACUGGAGAUCCUCAGGAAUCUGGCCGGUGUGAGGCGGUUCGACAUGGCUGUCAUGUUCAUGUCCAACCCUGAGAAGAAAGUUCUACAAGAAUUGUUUGACUUUCUUCAUCAAGCUGGACUUGAGGACACAUCAGUAGGAGCCCUGCAAAAGAAGUAUGGAGUGUGAUGCAGGUGAGCAGCAGAGGCAGACUAAAUGUGCAGAGGAGAACCAUGGUUCUGCUGCCGAGAUCCGGGCGACUAAGUGGCUGAAAUGCAGAGCUGUGAAAUGCAAGAACAACAAGAGCUGUUCUCCCCUUAUACCUCCGGAAAAAAACAGUCUGACAAUCUUAUCAGGAACCAAUUCAAAAACAGGACAUUAUCCAACAGUGCCAGCAAAGCGCCGCUAGUGUUUGGACCUUUAUGUGGGUAAUCAGCUUCACGGCAUUCUGUUCUGGUUAGGACGUGCGUGCUAGUUUCUUGUGUUCAUAGGCAUUUAUCUACUGCGGUUGAGCCUUUUGAUACUGCCAAGUGUCAUGUCUCUGAGCUAGGGAGCAUUCACUUUGUUUGAUUCUCGUCCAUUCAGACAGGUGAAGGUUACAGACAAAAGAAAGUGUGCAAACAUGUUUUAAUCUGUUUAUCCUAUUAUGUAGAAUAGCUCUUAUGCAGAUACAGAGGUUGUUGGUGUAAUAAUUAUAUUAGUAAAGGAUACUUAUUAUUUUCCCAUUUAAAAUGCAUUAAUUCACUUUGAUCAUAACCAAUGUAACUAUAAUUCAAGAUGAUAAAAGGGUUAUGCAUGGAAAAACUUGAAAAGAUAGAGAGGGUGUGUGUUUAGGUGAUACCAUUGCCUCUCUGGAACAUUGAUUGUUCUUAUGUACAAUAAAAUAAACUCCUGAUAUAUAAUCAGUGA